Messenger RNA from Lachancea meyersii CBS 8951, 3003 nucleotides. The record is from the annotation of a GenBank genome assembly. NCBI's taxonomy places the organism in Eukaryota, Fungi, Ascomycota, Saccharomycetes, Saccharomycetales, Saccharomycetaceae.
AUGGUGUUGAAAGCUAGGGAACUGUCACACUAUGGGCCGUCCAUAUGUGUGAAGUUUCAUGGCGACUAUGUUGUAGCCGGAUAUGGCGUAUUUGUGCAAGUCUACGAGGUCUUGAGCGGCAAACUAGUGAAUCAGUCACGAGUGUUCCAUAAUAAUAAAGUUCACGGAUUAUGCGUUGAAAACGGCUUGUUUUUAGCGUACGGAGCGCGUUCUGUGAGUGUGGUGCCAUGGCAAGCUAUUUUGAGCUCAAAAGACAAUUCCAAGCUCGAAAAAAUGUGCCCUGAGUGGGUAACAAGCGCAGAGUUUAGUUUCGACGGUUCAGCUGUUUAUUUGUUGACCAGCUACAACAAGGUGCUGUGCUGCGAUUUGGAACUUGAAGUGUUGGAAACGAGGGUCGUUUACGGCGAAAGAGCCAUCCUUUACUCGGGAACAAUCACGGUCCAAAGUGCAGAAAAAGUGCACAUUAACGCAGGAACCGUGAUGGAUGGUGUGUUCAUCUGGGAUUUGUUCUCAGAGAAAAACCUGCAUCAUUUUACGGGCCACGAGGGCUCCAUCUUCUACGUGACUGCGAGUAAAAAUGGUCGCUUCGUGGCAAGCUGUUCCGAUGACCGGUCGAUCAAACUUUGGGACCUUGAGUCCGGCAGCUUGCUUUCCACGGGCUGGGGACAUACGGCGCGUAUCUGGAAUUUACAGUUCUUCGAUAACGAUACAAAGCUCAUCAGUGCCUCCGAAGAUUGCACUUGUCGCGUGUGGGAAGUAUCUCAGCUCACUGGUCAGCUAACACAGACAGACGUUCACGAGAUCCACCUAAGUAAGAACGUGUGGGGCUUGGACGUGGACUCACGGCGAAUGAUCGCAGCCACCUCUGGAAAUGACGGCCGGAUAAAGUUGACAGACCUGCGGUUGCGCACUAGAGCUGGUGACGAAAGUCAAGCCUUUUCCAUUGACGACAUUUCGAGAUGCAGAAUUGAUUUUGCAGCAAACGAAAUCGUGAAAGGGUUUUUCUGGCUUCAUUUUGGGCUGGUAGUAUUGACAUCUGAAGGUCAAGUCCUAAAAUACAGCGACCAGAAUUCCGUCUGGUCGUCGAUUUUCCAGAACCAAAAAUUUAAAAGCUUCUCUUCAACAACAGGAGUUCAAAAGCUUAACUUAGUCGUUUUCUCAAAUGGCAGCGGUGAUGUGCUUAUAGUUAAGUUCUCUCAAGACGGUACUCAAGUGUUGAACACGCUAGAGAUAGCCGUCACCGAGCUCUCUAAGGUCACAACUUGUCUUGUUGAAAGCUUCGAUGGUGAACUGUUCAUAGCCCUCCAGUCUCCUAACCCUAGAGAUGCCUUAGUCUGCGUCAAGAUUGACAGUGCCCCUUUAAAAUUGACGGAAAAGUACCAUCUCACGCGUCCUGCUAAUUUCAACGCCAGUUCUAUUCUAUACCACGACAACUUCUUGCUCUUUGGCUCGAAAUUCAGUACGCUGGCGAUUUUCAACUUGCGCGAAAGCGAGACGUCUGCUCAUGUAUUGAAUAGGUUACUUCCGGGCGAUACAAUUACCUCGGUCAGAUUUGUUGAAAAAUCAAGUAAUGACAGGAGCUUAUUUUCGGUCACAGACAGGGAAGGUUUCUACUGUUUUGUAUCUAUCGAUCUCAAUAAUGGUGACUCGGAUAUUGUGCUGGAAAAUAAGAUUUCGAAAGGAUUUUUGGAGGGUGCAUUCUAUGAUCCAAGCGGAGAUUAUAUCACUUAUGGUUUCAAAUCCAAUUAUUUUGUUAUGUUCAAUGAGACGCGACAAUUUGAAAUUAUGAGUGAGCUUUGUGGUGGCUCUCACCGACAAUGGCUUUUCUUACCCAACUACGAUCCAAAUGAGUUCGUUUUCGUUUAUGUUAAAGCUUCGCGCAUUAACAUUCGAAAAUUGCACAGUUCUUUCGUGCCACAGACGUUAAGAGAUGGUUUGCAUGGCAGAGAAAUCAGAGAUCUGACGCUACGCCCGGCGUCAUAUAACACUCGUACGCAUGUGUUUUGUUCAGGCGCAGAAGAUACAACUAUCAAGCUCAACCGUAUAAAAGAAAGUGGUGAGGCAAGAACAAUUUGGACUUUCCGUAAACAUACAUCAGGUUUACAGCGUUGUAAAUUUGUGAGCGAUCAAUAUCUCAUAUCUUCUGCGGCCCGUGAAGAACUUUAUUUGUGGAAGCUGUGUACAGACUUUAAGUCAAACCCCUACAUGUCGAUCAUAGCUGUCCUGCCGACCUCGACAAAAUUACCUGAUCUCCGCAUUAUGGAUUUCGAUGUUAAAUUUAUUGAAAAUUCGCAAGAUUUCAUUUUGGUUACGGUUUAUUCUGAUUCUGCCAUCAAACUGUGGCACUUCGAGCAUGCGAGUCAGAAGUUUGCGCUUAUUGCUAUAGGCAAGUAUGAAACCUGCUGUCUUCUAAACGUUGCCUUGAUUCCCUUGAAGGAAACGCUUUUACUGCUCAUUUCACCAAGCGAUGGCUAUCUGGUAGCUUGGGACGUGACCAAAUGCUUGAACAUUAAUUUGAGAAAUGGAAAGCUCCAGGAUUGGAAACCCAAUUUUUCCCUAAUGCCUAUCCUUCCGGACUAUGCCACGAGAGUUCUGGUUCAUCGUGCUGGUGUGAAAUCGCUGCAGGUAAAGAGCGCGAAUGGCAGUUCUUGCCUAAUUUAUACAGGUGGAGACGACAAUGCAGUUGCAAUCUCCGAGUUCGCUGUUGAGGAGGAUGAAUUAUCCAUCAAAGGCCAGGUUUUGAGUUCUGACACAGCGGGCGCGGCUUCAACAAUAACUGCUGUCAAUCUUUUGAAUGGCGGAAAGGGGCUCAUAACGGCUUCUGUCGAUCAGAGAUUGAGAUACUACGACGUUACCAAAAACCAGUUGACGCUUCAAGACGUAUUCUACACGACAAACGCAGACACGGGCUGCUUGGACGUUGUUUCUACCGCCACAGGAUCGCUGCUUCUUAUCGGCGGUGUAGGCUUCUCUGCGUGGAGUUUGAGGGACGUAAAAAAAUAG